Messenger RNA from Pecten maximus, 1017 nucleotides. RefSeq lists its product as uncharacterized. Bases 220 to 1017 code for a protein of 265 amino acids. The record is from RefSeq and is a predicted model, not a curated record. NCBI's taxonomy places the organism in Eukaryota, Metazoa, Mollusca, Bivalvia, Pectinida, Pectinidae. The transcript is spliced from 7 exons.
CACAAUAUGGUGUUUCCUAGUAACACGUUACUCAUGUGAACAUUCAGUCUAUGAAGACAUAUUUCGCCCUUGGUUGAAAUAAAAUGGAAGAGUUAUACAUUCCUGACCCGCAGCGUCUCUCUCUGGUUACCAAGGAAACUGUUGAUAGGUUCACGUCCUGGGCUGAAAGCUCUUUCACUCCCGGCAGAAGGACCCAAGAUUGGCGCCAACGCUUUGCGCAUGGCCGUGGCACGACAAGUUCUCAUCAAGCUAUCCCGUCAGCCAACAGACGUGAAUGGUAUAUUCGAUGUAUUAGGACGUAUUGUGCUGACGGUUGCGUCAAGUUGUCUCAGGUGUCCAGUCCGUAUGUCAGAUACGUCACUACCCACACUUCCCCGUCCUCAGAGACAGGCAUUGAAGGAGUACGUCACGUUCGAUAGCCACUACGUCCAGAGACUAACGAAGAAGGUACGACUUCUUAUCAACCUGAUAGCACAACACCGCCGCGCCCUGGACAAUCUGAGCGAAACCCACAAGAGAUCACAAAUAAUCCUCACAGCUUUAGAUGAUUUGGAACAGGGUUUGAGGACUAAGGAAGCGGAACUUCUGGGCCUGAAACAGCGUUGUAUGUCAGGUGAUGUGUCCCGUGACGAAGUAGACGCUAAGGACCAGGAGGUGCGUGUCCUACACCGGAAGAUAAAACGUAAAACAACUUUGAUGGAUGGUGAACUGAUCCAGACGGAUAAGGGAAACGCUCUGACAAAAGAAAGAAAAAUCAGAGAAAAACUCAUAAUGGUGUAUGAUGAUGUCCUACACGACACAACGCACGAGAUCAUUGACCGCCUUACUUUCGGUACGAGGUGUGUCGGACAGGUCAUUGGCCGACUGCCGACGGACCUUCAAAACCGUGCGCUGAGGAUAACACAGAGCCUUGAUCUGAAGGCAACGGCCGAUAUUCUUCUCAGGGUCACCUCCAGCAUUUACGUGUUCCGACUAAUAAAAAUGUUGUGUCCGGAUGGUAACCUAGGAUACACUUAG